AUGGGGACGCAGCUGCGUGUGCUGCUGGAGGAGGAGGAGCAGCAGCUCCUGCAGGAGAUGGAGGAGAAGAUGGAGACUCCGGUGGAGAGACAGGCGAAGAUGAGAGAACGAGCCAAAGCUCUGAGAGAGAGGAGAGAGACAGACAGGCAGAAGAUGGUCUCAGAGAAGAUGGAUCAGCUGUUCAGGGACCAGUGUGAGGAGCUGAGGACGGUGCAGAGCCAGCGCAGAGAGCAGCAGGUGUGUUUGGAGCGAGCAGCUCAGCUGGUGAUUGGCCAGCAGCAGCGCCAGCGCCAGCGGCAGGAAGAACAGCUGUUUGCUGAGCUGUGGGAGGCCGACCGGCGAGCCAAAGACCAGAAAGAGGAGCAGGAAGCUCAGCGGCGCCAGAACAGGAACCUUCAGACGCUGGACGCCAUCAGGACUCAGAUGGAGGCAGCGGAGCAGCAGAGACAGAAACACAAAGAGCUGAGAGAGGAGGAGGCAGCAGUGGAGCUGCGUGAGGAGCAGCAGCGCUACCGUCAGUAUUUAUCAGCGGAGCUGCAGAAGCAGAGGAGGGAGGAGGAGGAGACGGAGCAGCUGAUGGAGGACAAACUGAAGGAGGUGUGGAGUAAACGAGAGGAGCAGAGCCGGCUGCAGAGAGAAGCCAGAAACAGACUGAUGAAGGAAGUGAUGGAGGCUCGCAGUCUGCAGAUACUACACAAACUGGAGCUGAACAUUCAGAGUCAGGCGGAGUUGUCCAAAGAGAGAGACGAGCUGAACAGAGCGAUGGAAGAGAUGAAGCUGAUGGACGACAAGGAGAAAAGACGACAGCAGCAGAGGGCUGAGUCCUACCAGGCCGACCUGCAGGCUCAGAUGAAGUCCCAGCAGCAGCUCCUCUUCCAGCAGAAAGCUCAGGAAGAGAGGGAGCACCAGCAGGGUCUGAUGCUGCAGGACCAGUACCAACGCAAGAAAGACCACAUCCUGUCCAGACCCUCGUCUCACACCGCGGGCGUCUCCGUCCAUCCGUUCAGACAGGCAGACAGGUCCAGGUCUGCCCCCAGACACCCCCCCGCACACAAUGCUCUUUAAAAACAUCUAAAUUAAAGUCUGAAAGCUUUGACUUCAAGGCAAGACAGCUUUAUUUCUCCAGCACAUUUCAGCAACAAGGCAAUUCAACGUGCUUUAGAUAAAAUAUUAAAGAGCAGUUCCAUAGAAUAAU
This is a messenger RNA of Perca flavescens (yellow perch), 1195 nucleotides long. RefSeq names its product cilia- and flagella-associated protein 53. Bases 1 to 1065 code for a protein of 354 amino acids. Lineage: Eukaryota; Metazoa; Chordata; Actinopteri; Perciformes; Percidae. The transcript is spliced from 6 exons. The record is from RefSeq and is a predicted model, not a curated record.